Puma concolor (puma) is the source of this 2931-nucleotide messenger RNA. It is a transcript of the gene ELF1, whose product is annotated as E74 like ETS transcription factor 1. Gene Ontology annotation, cellular component: nucleus. The record is from RefSeq and is a predicted model, not a curated record. NCBI's taxonomy places the organism in Eukaryota, Metazoa, Chordata, Mammalia, Carnivora, Felidae. Gene Ontology annotation, molecular function: DNA-binding transcription factor activity, RNA polymerase II-specific; sequence-specific DNA binding. Gene Ontology annotation, biological process: regulation of transcription by RNA polymerase II; cell differentiation.
GACACCACUUCCCCAAUCUACAGGAGCCAUUUUAACAGCAUAAAACUUGCCGGAUUGCUUUUUAUUUUCAAGCCCAAAGGACAAAAAGAGAACGAGAAUAUUUGAAGGCCAAGAAGUUCUAAAGAAGAAAAAUUUCAGAAAAAUUGCCUCUGUUUGAGUGGAAUAUCAGUGAACCAAGGAAACCUGUAGUGCCGUCCUGAAAGAAAACCUGGUCUACAGUAACUUAACAGACUUAGCUGAGGGUUUUUUACCCAAAUUGGUCACUGGAUUCUGCUGCCUCAUACUUGAACCUGCUUGGAAUUUUUCUCAUGUGGAUCUAAGGGGAAUGUUUUAUUAUGGCUGCUGUUGUCCAACAGAACGACCUAGUGUUUGAAUUUGCUAGUAACGUCAUGGAGGAUGAACAACAGCUUGGUGAUCCAGCUAUUUUUCCUGCUGUAAUUGUGGAACAUGUUCCUGGUGCUGAUAUUCUCAAUAGUUAUGCGGGUCUAGCCUGUGUGGAAGAGCCCAAUGACAUGAUUACUGAGAGCUCCCUGGAUGUUGCCGAGGAAGAAAUCAUAGAUGAAGAUGACGAUGACAUCACGCUCACAGUUGAAGCCUCCUGUCAUAAUGGGGAUGAGACGAUUGAAACAAUCGAGGCUGCUGAGGCGCUCCUCAAUAUGGAUUCUCCUGGCCCUAUGUUGGAUGAAAAACGAAUAAAUAAUAAUAUAUUUAGUUCAUCUGAAGAUGACAUUGUUGUUGCCCCAAUCACCCAUGUAUCCGUCACAUUAGAUGGGAUUCCUGAAGUGGUGGAAACUCAGCAGGUUCAAGAGACCUAUGCACACUCACCAGGAACAUCGUCGCCAGAACAACCUAAGAGAAAGAAAGGGAGAAAAACAAAACCUCCACGACCAGAUUCCCCAGCCACUACGCCGAACAUAUCUGUGAAGAAGAAAAAUAAAGAUGGUAAGGGAAACACAAUUUAUCUUUGGGAGUUUUUACUGGCACUGCUCCAGGACAAAGCUACUUGUCCUAAAUAUAUCAAAUGGACCCAGCGAGAAAAAGGCAUUUUUAAACUGGUAGAUUCCAAAGCAGUAUCCAGGUUGUGGGGAAAGCACAAAAACAAACCUGACAUGAAUUACGAGACCAUGGGAAGAGCUCUCAGGUACUAUUACCAAAGGGGUAUUCUGGCAAAAGUAGAAGGUCAGCGCUUGGUGUAUCAGUUCAAGGAAAUGCCAAAAGAUCUUAUUUAUAUAGAUGAUGAGGAUCCAGGUUCCAGCAUAGAGUCUUCAGAUCCAUCACUGUCUUCAACAACUACUUCAAGUAGGAGCCAAGCAAGCAGAUCGAGAGUAUCCUCAAGUCCUGGGAUAAAAGGAGGAGCCACUACAGUUCUAAAGCCGGGAAAUUCUAAAGCUACAAAACCCAAAGAUCCUGCAGAAGCUGCACAGCCAUCAGAAGUUCUGAGGACAGUGCAGCCUGCACAGUCUCCAUAUCCUACCCAGCUCUUCCGGACUAUUCAUGUAGUACAGCCAGUACAAGCUGUCCCAGAAGGAGAAGCAACCGUAACCAGUAGCAUGCAGGAUGAAACAUUAAAUUCUUCCGUUCAGAGUAUUAGGACUAUACAGGCUCCAACCCAAGUUCCAGUGGUUGUGUCUCCUGGGAAUCAGCAUUUGCAUACAGUAACACUCCAGACAGUGCCAAUCACAACAGUGAUAGCCAGCACAGAUCCAUCAUCAGGUGCUGGAUCUCAGAAAUUUAUUUUACAAGCCAUUCCAUCCUCACAGCCCAUGACAGUACUGAAAGAAAAUGUCAUGCUGCAGUCACAGAAGCCAGGCUCCCCUCCUUCGAUUGUCUUGAGCCCUGCCCAUGUACAGCAGGUACUUACUAGCAAUGUUCAAUCCAUUUGCAACGGAACCGUCAGUAUGGCUUCAUCUCCGUCCUUCAGUGCUACUACUCCUGUGGUGACCUUUUCUCCUCGAAGUUCACAACUUGUUGCUCACCCACCUGGCACUGUAAUCACUUCGGUUAUCAAAGCUCAAGAAACAAAAACUCUUAUACAGGAAGUAGAGAAAAAGGAAGUUGAAGAUCAUUUGAAAGAAGACAUUGAGAAGACUGAGCAACAGCCACAGCCUUAUGUGAUGGUGGUAUCCAAUUCCAAUGGAUUUGCCUCUCAGGUAGCUGUGAAACAAAAUGAAUUGCUGGAACCCAACUCUUUUUAAUUAAUAUACCAAAGGAAUUAUGGAUGAUUGUUUUUUAAUUGAACAUUUCCAGUUGUAUUCAGACUGAUUCUAAGAUAAAUUCUACAGAUGUUCCUAAUUUUGUAGUUAAUUGUUAAAAAUAUUAAUUUAGAGUUAAUUUUGACUUUGUUAGAUGAGGGAAGGUACCCAAGUGUUUCUCUUUGUUGUGCAAAUGUUUCAGAAUUCAAUUGUGAAGGAACAGGCAUUUUAUACUAUGAAGACAUCCUUUUCAGAUUUUUUUCAGUUGCUAUACCAUAAGCAUUUUUUAAGUUUCUUUUUUAAUUUUACAUGGUAUUAGUUUUUCUGAUUCUUUUGUAAAUACAGUACUUAAAUACAAGGCAACAGGAGAUUUAUAUAGGAACCAUUUUCAUUCCAUUUGCGUAACUUAAAGUCUUGACCCUUUCAAAUGCAAGACACCUAUUUUAUACUUUGUUAAAAUUAUGAUUUCAGUUAGAUUGACUUUAGUUGGUUGCACUGUAUAAGGAACUAUGAAGAUGUAGAAAACAACAUUAAAAAUUGAAAGUUGCCCAUGAUACGGCUGAACCUGUUUCAGAAGCAGGAUAGUAUAAAAGCGUCAGCCUAAGAGUGGCUUUUCUGCUAAUUAGUUGUGUGAUGUGGGGCAAAGCCACUGGAUCUUUUGGGGCCUCAGUUCUCCCAUAAAAGGAAGGGAUAUGUUGGAUUAGAUGAGAUGAUCUUCAGGCUCCUUUCUGGUUCUAAA